AUAAAAGUAUUUCUAUAUUUAGAAAAAUGAAAAUAGGAAUGGGAUUAAUGAUGUUAAUGUUGGGGAUAAUAUGUAGUGUCCUAAACAAUGAGGUAAGGGCAGUGAAAGUAGGGAGUGUAGUAACACCAGGUUUCUUUAACAGUAUAAUUAGUCAGGCUGAUUCGUCUUGUAAGGGUAAAAGCUUUUAUUCAAGAGCAGCCUUCUUGAGUGCUGCUAAAACUUUUCCUAAGUUUGGGUCCGGAACCAAUCUUGCUGCUAAGCGGGAGAUCGCUGCGUUCUUCGCUCAUGUCACUCAUGAGACUGGCCACUUUUGCUACAAAGAUGAAAUAGGGGCAUCAACAAAACCAUAUUGUGAUAGAUCAUGCACAAAGUAUCCAUGCAAAGCAGGUAAAAGUUACCAUGGAAGAGGUCCAAUCCAACUUACAUGGAAUUGUAACUAUGGAGCUUGUGGGAAAUCACUUGGGAUUGACUUGUUGAAGCACCCAGAAUUAGCAUCAAGUAACCCAACAGUGUCCUUCAAGACAGCCCUUUGGUAUUGGAUGAAGAGGGUUCAUCCUGUUAUGCACAAUGGUUUUGGAGCUACUAUUCGUGCUAUUAAUGGUGGUGAGUGUAAUGGUGGAAACCCUACUGCUGUUAAAAAUCGUAUAAAUUAUUAUAAAAAAUACUGCAAGAAGUUUGAUGUUACUCCUGGUCCUAAACUUUCUUGCUAAAUUCAAUAAAUAAAAUUAAUAUUUAUAUAUAUAAUGGUUUAAAUAAAUGUGAUUAUGAAUAAGAAACAUAUGUAUAUACUCCCUCAGGUCUAUUAUGUCAUAUUAUGCAAUUUAGAGUGAAAAUCAUUUGGAUAUAAUGUAUCAAAUUUAAACAAAUGGGGUGAGUAUAUAUAUGUUUUAGUGUUAUUGAAUUAAAUGUAUUGUUGUUGUAUUAAUGUACUAUUAAAGAUGUUAUAUGCAUGCUAUUUAUAAUAUAAAUGUUG
This is a messenger RNA of Amaranthus tricolor (Joseph's coat), 973 nucleotides long. Its product is annotated as endochitinase At2g43590-like. Bases 27 to 710 code for a protein of 227 amino acids. Lineage: Eukaryota; Viridiplantae; Streptophyta; Magnoliopsida; Caryophyllales; Amaranthaceae. Gene Ontology annotation, biological process: chitin catabolic process; cell wall macromolecule catabolic process; carbohydrate metabolic process. Gene Ontology annotation, molecular function: chitinase activity. The transcript is spliced from 2 exons. The record is from RefSeq and is a predicted model, not a curated record.